Molecule: messenger RNA, 795 nt
Organism: Plasmodium fragile
Lineage: Eukaryota; Apicomplexa; Aconoidasida; Haemosporida; Plasmodiidae
Exons: 2
Coding region: 1-795 (264 amino acids)
Source: RefSeq, a predicted model, not a curated record
AUGAUGAAAAAACUGCUUUUACUUUUCCUAAUCUGCUCAUUCAAAAUAUGGGCCGAAAAUACAAGGGCAUCAAAAUUCGUAAACUCUAAAAGAAAGCGAAAUGGAAACGCAAUGCGAGAAAAUAAAUUGAACAGUGACGACGUGGACAACUACAGCUUCCUCUCCUUGCAGACAGGGAACGACGAGAAGGCUGCCAACGAAAGCGACGGAAACAACGCCAAGAAGGAAAAGGAAGGCGAAGAAAAAAGCAACGGUAAUGAAAAGAAGAGUGAAGAUAAUACCAAUGCAAAUGAAAAAAAAAACGAAGAGAAUACCAGUGUAAACGAAAAGAAGAAUGAAGAAAACAACGCAAGUGAGCAAAAAAAUGAGCAAAAAAAUUACCAAAGUAAUGAGCAAAAUAAUAGCCAAAAUAAUACUCCCCCCAAAAAUGAAUCCGUACCAGUAGAAAAAAAAAUUAAUAAAGAAAAUUUAUUAGAAUAUGGGACCCAUGACAAAGAUGGCCAUUUUAUUCCUUCUUAUAAAACACUCACAAAUGAAAUUCUGUCAACAAAUAAUUCUCUGGAAAGAGCGUCGAGCUUCCUGAAGGUCGCCUGCUCACACAUCAUGAAAAUUGUGGAAUUCGUCCCGGAGAGUAAAUUGUCGUCACAGUACAUAAAGGUGGAGUCUAAAAACGUGUACAUAAAGGAUAUCACCUCGGAAUGCCAAAAUAUUUUUUUUUCACUCGAAAAAUUAACCAUGACAAUGAUUGUCCUAAAUUCAAAGAUAAACAAAUUGAUCUACGUCCAGGAUAAAUAA